Petromyzon marinus (sea lamprey) is the source of this 2141-nucleotide messenger RNA. Lineage: Eukaryota; Metazoa; Chordata; Hyperoartia; Petromyzontiformes; Petromyzontidae. The record is from RefSeq and is a predicted model, not a curated record.
AUGAGUUGGGAGCACCGUAGGACGUCGUGGGGGGCCCUGGUCGCGCUCUGGCUCCAGGUUCUGGCGCUACCGCCGAAGGUCCAGGGGGGCGCGUGCUCCCCCGGGUGCGUGUGCGCGCACGACUGGAUGAACUUGGUGCAGUGCGUGGGCGGGAAGACGCUGGAGCUGAGCCUGCUGCCGGCACACACGCAGCACCUCGACAUCUUAGUUUCCAGGCACCUGCGCAGCUUGGAGGCCAUGUCCUUCUCCCGUCUCUCGCAGCUGCAGGACAUAGAAAUCCGCAACGCCAAUCGCCUUGUCUACAUCCACAGGGACGCGUUCCACGAGCUGCCCAGCCUCAGGUUCCUGGGAAUCGCCAACACGGCCAUUGAGUGUUUCCCGCACGUGGGCAAGAUCCAGUCCACAGUUCUCAGCUUCAUCCUCGAAAUCCUGGACAACCCCAUGAUUGACCUCAUCCCCGCAAACGCUCUGCAAGGUCUCAGCUCCGGGUCGCUCAUCGUGAGGCUCUUCAACAACAAGUUUGCGAAAAUCGAAGACUUCGCCUUCAACGCCACCAUGCUGGACCUGCUGGACCUCCACAACAAUGACAGACUGUGGGCCAUCGGCGAGGAUGCCUUCAGUGGAAUCCAGGAGAACUCUUUCAUACUGGACGUGUCCCGUACCUCCGUGCGCUCGCUUCCGCGCCACGGGCUGCAGCACGUGUGGAAGCUGAUGGCGAACGCCGCGUGGCAUCUCAAGCAGCUGCCCCCCAUGGGCAGCUUCUCCUCGCUGUGCUCCGCCAACCUCACCUACCCAAGCCACUGCUGCGCAUUCUGGCACCGCAAGGCGGCACAGGGGUUCAGCGGUGUGGUUGAGUGCCACGCAGACAUCUACAUGGACCAGGAGCUCCAGAACGAGAGCUUCACCUCGAGCGACUUCGACUUGGUGCAGUGCGCUCCGGAGCCCGACGCCUUCAACCCCUGCGAGGACCUCAUGGGCCACCAGCUGCUGCGCCUCAGCGUGUGGUUUGUGAGCGUCCUCGCCGUCCUGGGCAACUCCAUCGUCAUCCUCGUCAUCCUGAGCAGCCGCUACAAGCUGGCCGUGCCACGCUUCCUCAUGUGCAACCUGGCCUUCGCCGACCUCUGCAUGGGCGUGUAUCUGCUCACAAUCGCGUCCUUCGACGUGUACACCCGCGGCGAGUAUCACAACCACGCCAUCGACUGGCAGACGGGCCUCGGCUGCCGGCUCGCGGGCUUCCUCACGGUUUUCUCCUCCGAGCUGUCGGUCUUCACGCUCACCGUGAUCACGGUGGAGCGCUGGCACACCAUCAUCUACACCAUGCGCCUCGACCGCAAGGUGUCCUCGGCGCAGGCGGUCACCAUCAUGGCGUCGGCCUGGGCUCUGGCGCUGGUCCUGGCUGCCCUGCCCCUCGCUGGCAUCAGCAGCUACUCCAAGGUGAGCAUUUGCCUGCCCAUGGACAUCGAGACGCUGCCAUCGCAGGCCUACGUCCAACUCAUCCUGGGCCUCAACAUCCUGGCGUUCCUCGUCAUCUGCGUGUGCUACGCGCACAUCUACUCAACGGUUAGGAACCCGAGCUAUAACUUGGGCAGCCACGAUGCCAAGAUCGCCAAGCGCAUGGCCGUCCUCAUCUUCACCGACUUCACCUGCAUGGCGCCCAUCUCCUUCUUCGCCAUCCUGGCGGCGGCCAAGCUGCCGCUCAUCACGGUGUCGCACACCAAGAUCCUGCUCGUGCUCUUCUACCCGCUCAAUGCGUGCGCCAACCCCUUACUCUACGCCAUCUUCACCAAGAGCUUCCGCCGAGACGUCUUUAUCCUGCUGAGCCGCGUGGGGUUGUGCGAGCGCCGCGCGCAGCGCCACCGUGGCCAGGUGGUGUCAGGCGGCCACCCCGGCCUGCACAAUGGCAGCGUCACGGUCAUCAUCAGGGGCGGCGGUGGUGGAAGCCAGGAUCUGAAUGGCGGUGGUGGUGCCAGCGGUGGCGGCGGCGGUGGUGGUGGCGGUGAUGGUGGUUGUGGUGGCAGUGGUGGUGGGCUUGGCGUGAAGAUGGCAGGCGUUGGUGCCGUGGCCAGCGGUUGGCUCCGGGCCCCACGCGGGCUGUCAUGGUCGUAACGCGGCUCAAUUACACCGCCGUACGAAAAAAGGCC